Molecule: messenger RNA, 1158 nt
Organism: Saccostrea cuccullata (small rock oyster)
Lineage: Eukaryota; Metazoa; Mollusca; Bivalvia; Ostreida; Ostreidae
Product: cell death abnormality protein 1-like
Exons: 7
Molecular function (GO): scavenger receptor activity
Source: RefSeq, a predicted model, not a curated record
UUCCCGCUGUCAACCAGGAAGCUGAAUGACGCCUAAUAUUUUAUUCAAAAUACACGAAAAUGUGGUUGGAAGUGAUCUUAUUGAAUUUUCUAAUAAACAUUUUCCCGGAGAUAGCAGGUUUUGUUAAUUUAGCCCAUACACCUGUGCAAAAUCUACAGGGAACUGCAUCUUGGAAUGUUGAAGCUCAUACCAGUACCUGGAGUGCUGACAAAGUGGUGGAUGGUGAUACCAGACAGGACCAUCUUCCUACAUGUGCUAUUGCUGCCUACGGAACCAACACUUAUACAUCAGUUUGGUGGAAAGUGUGGUUAGACAGAAAAUUUAAUAUAGCAUAUGUGGAAAUAUAUUUACGUACUAUCACGACAAACCGGGCAACUGGUUUCUCCAUAUAUACCUACGAAGACACAUCUUUUGAGCCUCCCUCUGGAGUCACUGGAACCCUUAUAUUCAAACACGAUCCUAUGUCAGGUUGUCCAGGGGAUGUCCAGAAAAUAAAUGUAAAUAAAAUAUCCCAAGGAGUAGCCUUCUUUAAUGAAAGACCAGAUGGAUUUACGUCAAUCUGUUCAGGUACAAGCUUAACGAAGACCUCCAUUGAAAUAUGCGAAGUUAAAGUAAUGGGUUGUGAUCAAAAUAGAUAUGGUGAUGGGUGUGUCAAUAAAUGCAAUGAUAAGUGUAAGGACAGGCACUGUGAUGCUUUUAACGGAUUGUGUAUUUAUGGAUGUUCUGAUCCUGGUGCUGUGUCCUUAAAUUGUAGAGUUUGUAAUGACGGAACUUAUGCUUUAAAUGGAGUUUGUGAGCAAUGCGGGCACUGUAAAGAUGACAUACCAUGUGAUAAAGGAACCGGAAAUUGUUCAUCUGGCUGUAAGAAAAACUGGACGGGGCAUCUUUGUAAAGAAUGUGCCGAUGGUUACUAUGGCGAGAUUUGUAGUACUCAGUGUGGAAAUUGUCUUUAUGGAGUUUGUGACAAAAGCAACGGAAACUGUCCAUCUGGUUGUACAACUAACUGGAAAACACCUUUGUGUCAAGAAUGCGUUGACGGUUUCUAUGAUCAGAAGUGUACAAGUCAAUGCGGACAAUGUCGAGAAGGAUUUUGUAAUAAGAUCAACGGAAGUUGUUCAUCUGGUUGUAAACCGAACUGGAAAGCACCCAUUUGUCAAG